GGCAAAAGGAGUGGAGGGAAAGGGAUAAGGGAAGUGUGAGCAAAGUUUAUAUAAGCACAUCAUCGCAUUGUAAUCAUCAUUUAAAUACAUUUCUGAAUAACAGCUAUAAGAGGGAGCUGGCCUGGUGUCUCUACUGAGAAUAAUAAGGAGAUGGCUGUCUCAUCUGAACUUCCAGUGGACAUCAAUGACUGGAAUAAAGACCAUGUACGACAAUGGAUGCUGGAGAUAAAAGUGGACAAGGAAGAUGCCGACAUUUUGUACAAUCAGAAAAUCAAUGGGGCUGCUCUUCUGCUUUUGGAUGAGACUGAUCUCAAAGCAGAAGGCCUAUCACUGAAUGCAAGGAAACUGAUUAUUGACAAAAUUGGUCUUCUGAAACAAGAGACUAAGCAGCAGAAUGUCACGGUGACUCAAUCUUAUAGCUUGAAGCCUUACCCUUUCAGUAGAUUUAAUGCUGCUCACAGGUACAGAGAAAACAGCAUUCUAGAUGUGACUGAAUCCGGCCCUAAAGAUUUCAUACAACCAUGCCAUGAAUUCAAAGCAUUCGUAAACACAACAGAAAAGAACAGAAUGAAAAAAUACACAUAUGAAGUCAUUCGAUUUGCAGCAGCUUGCAUGAACAGCCGCACAAAUGGUACCAUUCAUUUCGGAGUGGCGGACGAACCACAUGGACAAAUUCUGGGUGUUAGUGUCCAGAAGCCAGAUGACUUUAAUGUACAACAGUCACAUGCUAUCAAAACACAUUUUAAAUGGGACAAGCAGGUUGAAAUAGCAAAGAGGUGCAUUAAACCCCCCCGAUUUGUUGAAGUUCUCAAAGCUGAUAUGACAUCUGCAGGAAAAUGUGUCAUUGAGGUAGACAUAGAGCCAUCCUCCAUAGUCUGUCAAGAACUUUACUUCAACACUUAUAAUGUAGAAAAAAAUGAAGAUGUGAAACAGGAGCCCAAAGCUGGAGAGAAGAAGAAGAAAGGUGAUGUAUCUUUUUUUAUAAGAGAUAGCAGCAGCAGCAAGAAUCUUAUUACAUCUGGUUCUUCGAAGGAGUGUGACAAUUAUAUUAAAGACAUGCCAAAUAAGUUCCAGCUGAGGAAGGACGCUGAAGAAAAGCAUCUCUCUGUUGUCAAAAACAGUGUGCAAGGCUCUAAAUUGUGUGAGAUGAUAACAGGAGGCACUCAAUCUUUGGACAGUUCCCACUUUGCAUGGUAUAUUGUGGUAGCUAACAAAUCUCAUGCUGUUCAGCUGGAAAACCUGAGUUUCCUUCUUUACAUGAAACUAGUGGCUGUUUUGGAUUUUGAUCCAGAAUCUGCUGAGAAGGGCUUGAAUAAGCUGUUUGAAGACAGAAAAACCAAUGUUCACUUACCAGUUCAGUAUAAAAUUAAGGGCGCAGUUGAAGAUAUAGCAAAGAAGUUAAAGCUGACCAAAAAUACAAGCUGGGUUUUCUGUAAUGGAGGCAUUGAGGAGGAAAACCCCUCUGAUGCUGACAGAUGGUCGAUUGAGAAGGGCUCUUCAGUGCGCGAUGUAGUUUCUUUUCUGUGCCGAAAAGAUGUGCUGCCUCAGAAAAAAAUCCUCACAGUCUUCUUGCUGUUAAGUCAGGUGAGCGAUGGAAAAGACCCUUUGCUUGAGACCUUCAAUAUGUUUUUACAAGAGCUCAAGGGGGGAAACCAAAUCUUAUGCAUCAGUGACAAUGAAGCGUCAUACACCUACUGGAAGGAUCUCGUUAAGGGCAGACAUGGAGUUGACAUUUCUACAAGAUGCAUUUAUGAGAUGAGUUUUGUUGAGGUCAAUGGCACCGUGCUCAGUUUGUGGUCAGAGAACCGCAAAUCAAGCCGCUUUCUGCCUUGCGGUGGGGGCAGUAAUGUUAUUCUCUCCAAGAAAACUGAGGACUCCUUAGAAACGCUAAGUGUUCUUUGUGUGAACCAAUGUGAUGGAGGAAAUGAGGACAAACAAAAACACGAGGAGACAUUUUACAAGGGAGGGAAGGUGUCUUGGUGGAACUUCUACUUCUCAGAGCAGCCUGGGUCAAUGGCAUUCAUCAAACGAGACAAAUUUGACUACAUCAUCAAUACUAUUAUCCCGGACAUAUGCAGUCGGAAAAGAGUGUGUGAGUUUUUCAAUAUCUUCCAUCUUCCAGGCUGUGGUGGCACUACACUAGCCAUGCAUGUUUUAUGGGCACUCAAGGACAAAUUUCGUUGUGCCGUUCUGGAAGACACAACAGACGAUUAUACUACCAUAGCUGAACAUGUAGUGCAGCUACUAACAUACGAGACAAAAGAGCAACCUCCACAACUUCCCGUUUUGCUCAUGAUCGAUGACUUCCAAGACAUCUCUGAUGUAAAAAAACUUCAACUUCAGAUCGAGGAGGAAUGUUUGAAGCAAAACAUUUUUUCAAAGUGUCCCCAGGUCAUAAUUGUUAACUGCAUGAGAACCGAAUCCAACGAGCAGACUGACGAUGCCGUUUUCAUUGGAAACAAUUUAUCUAGGAAGGAACAGGAACUGUUCGAGGAAAAGCUCAAGGAGUUUAAGAGGACCAGCACAAACACUAAAACAUUUUACGGCUUCAUGAUUCUGAAGAAUAACUUUUCAACCAAGUAUAUUCAGGGCAUCGUGAAAAAUACCCUCAAAGGUUUCAACUUUCGAGACAAACAUGCUCAACUUUUUGCUGUUCUCGUCCUCUUGCAUGUCUACUGCAAGAAUUCGUCGUUGUCGGUCUCUACAUGCGAAGAGUUCCUUGGUCUGCAAGCAGAAGCAGCUUUUGACACCUGCAAGGUUGAAGGUGGAUUUGAGAGUUUCUCCACUCUUUUGACAAGAUGCACAGUCAAUUCCAAAAUUAGGUUUGAGGGCGUGACAGUGAUUCACUACAGAAUAGCUCAACACUGUUUGAAAGAGCUUUCAACUUUGUCUUCCAAAGUGACAAAAGCAGAUAUCACUAACCUUCUGCUCACAACAGACUUAUUUUAUGAAUAUGCUCUGGGAAGAGAAAAGUUAAUGCAGGAUGUUCACAACAUGCUGGUGAGGAGGCAGUAUUCGGCUGAGGCUCAAGACUCGCUUUUUUCUCCUCUUAUGCAACAUAUAAUGAAGGAGACUCCAGGGAUGGAAGAACUUAUUCUAGAGAAUGCAGCAAAAUGCUACAGAAAAGAUGCGGUGAUAUUUCAGCUACUCGCCAGGUACUAUUACAUCAGAAAAACAGACUUUGACACAGCCAUGAAUUGGGCAAAGAAGGCCAAAGACCUUUCAGAAGGCAACUCAUACAUAUGUGAUACAGUGUCGCAGAUAUUUGUACGUGAGCUCAAGCAUGCUGUUCACAAAGACAAAGAUGAUCCCAUUCAGCCAGACAGCCUCAAUAAGUAUCUUACAAUGGCUAAGUCUGCAGGAGAAGCUUGCACAGAAACACAACAGACAGCAAACAAAGAGGCCAUGACUCGACUCCAAAGACUAAAGGAUUACAAUACCUACAACACCACUGGCUUUCUUGGUGAACUUCAAACUGCAGCUAUUGUCAUACAAAUACUGCAAAGGACACCUCUGUUGAACUACCUUGGUCAAGUCCUGUCGGGUAAAAUUACUUUUGAAGAUUUGUCAAAGAAGAACCCUGAGCUCAAACAAUAUUACCAAGUAUUGCAGAAGCAUAAGAGAUAUCUUCUUCAAUUAAAGGGCACAAUGAAGAAUCAUUUUUAUUUUCUUGAUCAUUUUUUCGUCAAUUUAGUACCCUUUUUUGCAGAGAAAGACAAACAAAAGGAACUGACAAAACGCAAGGUCUCCAGGUACUUUCAACAGUACACUGACCUCUUUUGUAAAAUAAAUUGGAGUGAGGUGGCUGUCAAUGACGAGCGCAUGAACCUCGUGGUUAAAAUUGAUCAGACGUGUCAAUGUCUGGAGAGGAACAAGGGUGAUUCCUAUGCUGGCCUUCUGGAAUAUUUAUAUGAGAAAGACUCUGCAUCAGCUGCAUCAACUCUUGAAGAGAUCAUCCAGCAGUAUAAUUUCCUUCUGAAUUCCAGAAAAGAGUUGGGAGUGAUGAACACUGUCAAAUUCAUCUAUGCCAAUGUAAUUCUGGCCAACAUCAACCCUGAAUCUCCACAUAUCAUGCCUUACCAAGACCUUUGUCAAUUGCUGAUUAAAGUAAUUGAGAACCCCACACCCUUCAGUGAGAUCCUGCCAUUGCACUACAUCACCAUUUUGUUGUUACGGCAAGAGAAGGACUGUCCGUUAUCAACUUUUGUGUCACAAAUAAAGCUGUCAUAUUUAAAAGACCUGAAGCCUGUGUCUAAUGGAAAGAGAGCAGCUGUCCAUUUUUACUUAGGGAAAGACGAAGGUUACGCUGGCCUGAUUUCUCAAAGGGAUAUAAACAGAUGUUUACGACCUGAGCAGGAUAUCUCAACCGAAUGGGAUGAUGAAAAAAUAUGGAAGCAAGUGAGAGACUGUGAGAAGCUUUACAGAGUUUCUGGUAAAAUCUGCGAAGGAUUUAUCAGUGUUGCAAAUGUGAAGGUCUAUCCAAUGUUCAGAAGCCAGUUACACAAAGAAUCCGGCACAGAAGUGUCAUUCUUCAUCGGAUUCUCAAUGAACGGACCAGUUGCACUCGACAUAGACUUUGAGUCAUAAGAUUCUUAAACCUGAUCGAAUGGAUCUGACUGAUUAGCGGAGAGGCAUGAAUGAGAAAACUUUAAAACUAAGACAGUCAGAGGAGCUCAUAAACCAAAGCCUUUAGUUAUUCUUGAGCGUGUUUUUUCGUCUUAAUCUGAAUUUUUAAUCAUUAAUGCUGCAUGCUUUUGUUCUUUGUUUUAUAUGAAAUAAUCUUGCCUAAUUGUGUUUGAUGUUAAUUUCAUAAAAGGAUCUGACUGAGUUAUGUGAGAGGUGAGUCUGGCAAUGCAAUACAUUGACCCCCAGAGGGGCAACCUGUGUUGUAUUUCAGUUAAUUUCUUUCAUAUCAAUUUUUCUUACUGGAUUUUAGAUUUAUAUUGCUAAUAUUCAUAAACAUGUAUUCAUAUAUCACAUAUUUUUUAGAUGUGACUAUUUUUAUACUUUAAGAAAUGUCAAUAAAUAUAGAGCCCGAUAUUCUAUGUUAAUAUGAAAGGAACUUUCCAUAUUGAUUUUUUUUUUUACAGACGUUUUACAUGUAUUUUGAAUUAUGCUUUGCAUUGUGUUGUGUUUAGGGCUGGAGAAAAUGUUUGUAAACCGAGGUAAAGGUAAUGCGCUGCAUCAUGUCAGUCUAAAUAUGUGCAUUUUUAAGAUAUCUUAAAUAAAAGUAAUAGUCUGACUCCUUUGUGUCAGAUGAAAACA
Puntigrus tetrazona (Sumatra barb) is the source of this 5265-nucleotide messenger RNA. Its product is annotated as sterile alpha motif domain-containing protein 9-like. Gene Ontology annotation, molecular function: protein binding. The transcript is spliced from 2 exons. Lineage: Eukaryota; Metazoa; Chordata; Actinopteri; Cypriniformes; Cyprinidae. The coding region runs from base 151 to 4587 and encodes 1478 amino acids. The record is from RefSeq and is a predicted model, not a curated record. Gene Ontology annotation, cellular component: cytoplasm.